Camellia sinensis is the source of this 1260-nucleotide messenger RNA. The record is from RefSeq and is a predicted model, not a curated record. Lineage: Eukaryota; Viridiplantae; Streptophyta; Magnoliopsida; Ericales; Theaceae.
AUGGAAGAAUCUGUAGCCAACUCAACACUCCCAUCUCAGUACAUCAUGCCUGAUAUGUCAGAAAUGGUGUUCGCCAUCGCUUAUAUCCCUACUGCCGUUUACUGGACUAUUCGGAGUAUUGUGGCAUAUGUUUCUGAAAUCAUGAACCUUAUUGGCAUGGGACACAAGUACAUAACAUUAGAGGUAGAGCAGCUUUCUAGCCUGGGCUAUAAGGUCAACAACAUACAUAACCAACUGCAAAAGCAACUGGCACCUUGUUAUGAAUACCUUGAUAAAGAAGGAUACUUUGAUUCAUUUCAUACGCUUGCUCGCCUCUUGGAGACAGUACACAUUGACAACACGAAGAUCUUGAAAGCUUUGAUAUUUGCCAAGGAAGAUCAGUUGCCACUGAUUGAUGGUAAUACUAAGACAAGGGUUCACAUAGAUGUGUUGAGAAGGAAGAAUGUGUUGCUACUCAUUUCAAACGUAGACCUCUUCUAUGAAGAACAUUUCUUUCUCCAUCAGUUGUACAUAGAGGCACAACAACACCCAAAGGAGAAUCAGUAUGUGGUUGUGUGGAUCCCUGUCAUGAAGGAAACAAUCCCAUGGGACGAGAUAAUAGAUGGAAAAUCAGUGGUGAAGCAAGUACAAGAUUUUCAGAUGCUAGUGGCUGAAGUUAGAUCUGAAGGCAUCAAAAUUGGAGACAAUCUUGUUGUGACAGGUAUUAUUGACAAACUACCAUCAUCUUGGAGGAAGUUUCAAAAGUCAAUGCGUCAUAAGCAAAAAGAGACAUCCUUGGAGACUCUAAUCACACGGAUUCGGGUGGAGGAGGAAGCACAAGGACAAAAUGUGGUUAUGACACAAGAGCAUUCUACUGCAAAUAUUGCUUUUGAAAAGUACAUUUGCUUGCAUGGAGGAGAGGACCUAGAUUGGAUCAAGCGCUUUACCAACACAGCAAAAGUUGUUGGAAAAGCCACCCAGAUCCCAUUAGAGUUGUUGUAUGUAGGAAAAAGCAACCCAGGGAGAAAGGUAGUGAAGAUCAACAAUGUCAUUAUGGUGGAAAACCUCAGCCACACAAUGCCAGACCUAAUUCUAAUAUGGCACUUCUGGGAUAGGUUUGAGAGCAUGUGGCACUCCAAGAAGCAAUACGGCAAGUCUGUAGGGAACGAUCCCAUAAUGAAAGAAAUAAAGUCAAUAUUCAUGGAGGAGAGGACCUAUAUUGGAUCAGGCGCUUUACCAACACAGCAAAAGCUGUUGCAAAAGCCACCCAGAUCCCAUUAG